Oenanthe melanoleuca is the source of this 5730-nucleotide messenger RNA. It is a transcript of the gene EHD4, whose product is annotated as EH domain containing 4. The coding region runs from base 127 to 1752 and encodes 541 amino acids. The record is from RefSeq and is a predicted model, not a curated record. NCBI's taxonomy places the organism in Eukaryota, Metazoa, Chordata, Aves, Passeriformes, Muscicapidae. Gene Ontology annotation, molecular function: protein binding; GTP binding; calcium ion binding. Gene Ontology annotation, cellular component: plasma membrane; cytoplasm. Gene Ontology annotation, biological process: endocytosis; endosomal transport. The transcript is spliced from 6 exons.
GGGAGCGGGGCGGGCCCGCGGCGGCUGCGGCUGUGGCGGCAGAGGUGGCAGCAGUGGCUGUGGCGGCAGAGGUGGCAGCAGUGGCUGUGGCGGCAGUGGCUGUGGCUGUGGCUGCGGCAGGGCGGGAUGUUCAGCUGGCUGGGGAAGCAGGGCGGCGGGCGGGAGCGCGGCGGCGGCACCGACGUGGUGCAGACAGUGACGGGCGGGCUGCGGGACCUCUACCUCCGCAAGCUGCUGCCGCUGGAGGAGCACUACCGCUUCCAUGAGUUCCACUCGCCCGCCCUGGAGGACGCCGACUUCGAGAACAAGCCCAUGGUGCUGCUGGUGGGGCAGUACAGCACCGGCAAGACCACCUUCAUCCGAUACCUGCUUGAGCAAGACUUUCCAGGCAUGCGGAUUGGUCCAGAGCCCACCACAGAUUCCUUCAUUGCUGUGAUGUAUGGAGAAACAGAAGGAAAUGUUCCUGGAAAUGCCCUAGUUGUUGAUCCUAAGAAGCCAUUCCGGAAACUCGGCCGCUUUGGGAAUGCUUUCCUCAACAGGUUCAUGUGUUCUCAGCUUCCAAAUGAGGUGCUGAAGAGCAUCAGCAUCAUUGACAGCCCUGGAAUUCUCUCUGGAGAGAAGCAGCGCAUCAGCAGAGGCUACGACUUCUGCCAGGUCCUGCAGUGGUUUGCUGAGCGGGUUGACCGCAUCAUCCUCCUUUUCGACGCGCACAAGCUGGACAUAUCCGAUGAGUUUUCAGAGGCCAUAAAGUCGUUCCGGGGCCAGGACGACAAGAUCCGAGUGGUGCUCAACAAGGCAGACCAGGUGGACACGCAGCAGCUGAUGAGGGUCUACGGGGCGCUGAUGUGGUCCCUGGGGAAGGUGAUCGACACGCCCGAGGUGCUGCGCGUCUACAUCGGCUCCUUCUGGGCCCACCCCCUGCGCAACACCGACAACCGGCGGCUCUUCGAGGCCGAGGCGCAGGACCUCUUCAAGGACAUCCAGAGCCUCCCGCAGAAGGCUGCCGUCAGGAAGCUCAAUGAUCUCAUUAAAAGGGCGAGGCUUGCAAAGGUUCAUGCUUAUAUCAUCAGCUAUCUGAAAAAAGAGAUGCCCUCUGUAUUUGGGAAAGAGAACAAGAAGAAGGAACUGAUCAACAAGUUGCCUGAGAUCUACAUCCAGCUGCAAAGGGAACACCAUAUCUCAGCAGGGGACUUCCCUGAAGUCAAGAAAAUGCAGGAGCAGUUGGAGAAUUGCGACUUCACAAAAUUUCAUUCUUUGAAACCAAAGCUAAUUGAAGCUGUGGAUAACAUGCUGGCCAACAAAAUUGCCUCCCUGAUGAACCUGAUCAGGCAGGAAGAGAGCAACAUGCCCACAGAGAUGGUUCAUGGUGGAGCAUUUGACGGCACCAUGGCAGGACCUUUUGGCCAUGGAUAUGGAGAAGGUGCUAAGGAAGGAGCUGAUGAAGAGGAGUGGGUUGUUGCCAAAGAUAAACCUGCUUAUGAUGAGAUUUUCUACACUCUGUCACCAAUCAAUGGCAAAAUAUCUGGGAUUAGUGCAAAGAAGGAGAUGGUGACUUCUAAACUACCCAACAGCGUCUUGGGGAAGAUCUGGAAACUUGCAGACUGUGAUGGCGAUGGGAUGCUGGAUGAUGAGGAGUUUGCAUUAGCAAAGCAUCUCAUCAAGAUUAAACUGGAUGGGUAUGAACUGCCUGGCACACUACCUUCCCACCUGGUGCCUCCAUCUCACAGGAAGCCUUUCCAGACAGCAGAAUGAACAAUGCAGGGAGAAGAAUGAGGAUUUUGAAAAUCCCAGAGGAAAUGUGUUAAAAAUACCAAAAUUUGAAGUUAAGCUUAGAUCCUUAAACCUCACAGCACAUUUCAUGCAAGUCAUAAGCAUGGCAGCAGGGAAACAUUCCUGUCACUGUCCUUGCUGACCUUCACUCAGACAUGCUUAUCACAAGUGCCUUAUAAUAGCUAUGUCAUAAGGUGAAAAUGUUUUUGUAGUCUUGUGUCCAUGUCUCACUGCCUUUACAACCAUAAAGCAGAAAAGACCAUGCAUAAAAGUCGCUGACCUUCACCAAACCUAAAUUACUUACCAACCCUAAGUGUCUCCAAACUAUUCUAAAUAGCACACUGAAGCUCAAAAUGUUAAAUUCACCUGCCUAUGCCAGGAGUAUUUAGAUGCUAAAAAUGCACUUAAGCCAUUGAGUGAAUGUCAGCAUCUCUAUAGUCUAAGAAAAGGCUGAUAUAAAAGGAAAUUAUUUUCUUUCUUUUUAUUAUUUAAUUGGAGUUAGAUAGAAGAGUGAUGAGGAGAGUUUUGUAAGUGCUCAGAAUAUGAGCAAACUUGUUUUAAAACUUCAGAUUCUAUCUAGAACUGCAAAAUACUAGAAUUAUUUUUUUGAUCUGUCAUUGUGUCUUACCUGAAGAACAGCUUCUUCAGUUUUACACAGCACUAUAUAUUCAGUAUUAUUAGAAGAACUGAGAUCUCCUUUGUUCCUUGGAUUUAUACUUUUCUUUGCGGUUUGAGCUUAGUUUCUCUGCAAACAGUGAAUUUCUGAAUGGUUCAAAGUGACAGCAGAGUGGUUUCUUAAACUAAAAAAAGCAUGUUUGCAUUGAAAUUAAGGCUCAUUUUCUGUUCAGAAAAUUUUCUGUUCACCUCAAAGCACAUAAAAUUAUCUCCAGAUAUUUUCAUUGGUAUUUAAUUUCUAUUUACGGCUAAUUAUGCAGUUAUGUCUGUGUAUUUUUAAUAUAUAAUAUAUUUAAGAAAAGUUUUUAACUCUUUUGUCAACAUGCAGCUGACAACCACAAAAGAGAGAUUCAAUUCCCAUGGUGGCAGGUUUGAAAGAUGAGGAGGCUAACAAGAACUGUUACAUUGACUGUAAUAAAUGAUAGGUGCAUUCCUCCAAAUAUUACUCCUUUAUUGAAAACAAUCCAUGAAAGGAAUAAAUAAACAUAAAGGAAUAAAUAAACAUUUAUUUUCCAACAACACACAAUCAAAGUUGAACAUACUAUCUGCUUACAGCUAAUUUUUAUCAGUACCUUUAAAGAGGGCAAGUCUUUGGCCCUGUGAACUUGAGUCUUUCAGGGAGGGCCAGUUCUUUCCUAAAAUUAAAUUUGGCAGUCAGUUCUGGUCUAUUGGUCUAUUCCUGCAUGAGCAGGAGUUGACUUGUAUUCAAUUUGUAAUAGGAAAGACCCUACACAUCAAAGGUACUGUAGUUUUGAGCACUUUUUUGUUAAGUCUCAGUAAGUGGCAGCAGUAAUGUCUUCUGAGACAGAGCAGGCCAAAAUGUGCUUUAACAUUCUUGUAGUAGGGGUGGGGAGGGAAAUGGUUUGGAUAUUGUCUCCCAGUAAAGGUUCUUGUCAUUCUGUGAUCAGUUUUGUGUGUGAUCUAAGAAAAGCCUCAGCUUCUUUUUUCAAAUCAUAUUUGUAGGUUGUCAGGUUUAAUACUUCACAUCUUUCUGGACCUCUCAUCUUUCUGCAUCUGUUCUAUUCUGAGGUGCAAUUUCCAUGAACUUUGUCAGGGCUCUUCCAUGGGAAAACAAUGAUGCUAUUUUAAGUAAUGGCAGAACACCACCUUUACCUUGCCAGGUUUCUGGGCCUGUAUCAAGGAUGUCCUGGCAUAGUUAAAUUGUUCUGAGGACUUGGUUUUUGUAUUUUUUUAAUUCUUAGGUGUUUUUCCUAUCAUUCAAGCAUACCAACUUUAUUUCUGUUAGACCUAAAUUAGGAGCCAGAUUGACCUUAGUGCAUCUCUGUGCACUUAGCAGAGCUGUGAAAUAACACUGAGUCUAUGACUGUACAUCUGCAGAGUAACUGUUUUCUUUGUAAUUUAUUUUUGAUUGAACAAAAGGUAGUCUGUUGCAGGUGUUAAGAAAAAGGCUGCAGAAGUAGUAACGUGUGUUUGUUUGUGGGUAGUGUCUGCAGUCAGUACCACUUUAUACACUACUGACCAGCUUAGUACUAGUGACUAGCUUCAUCAGGAAAGCCACCAGGAGAAGGAAUGCAAGCUUUGCAUUGUGACUACUGUAGUGUAGGCAAAGCUGAGAGGAUCUGCCUUCCCUCACUUUGCAGCAGCACAGGGCUGCAGGGGUGGACUCAUGCUUGGGUUCCCAUCACAUGUAGCUUCCAGGGGUGAUGCUCCAGAUACAUUGGAGCCAUGUGAUCCCAUGCCAUUAGAAUAUCCUCCUUCAGUGAGAAGAGCAGGAUAGUUUCAGUGGUUUUACUUUACUUUUCUAAUUUUGUUGGUAGUAAAAUGGAAAGCACAGCCUUUUCCUCCAUCUCUGUGGCAAUAUGCUAACUUGGUUUUAAGGCAGACAAAUUGAAAUACAUAAUUUUGAUAAGUUAAAAUAUUCUGCCUAGAUGGGAUUGUAGUAUUCGGCUCUGUAUUCCUGUAGAAUUUGGAAGGUGAAUGCAUAAAGCAUGUAUAGGUGUGGAUUUUCUCUGGCUGUCUGGAGAAAUAGAAGUGUUUCAUGGUCAGCAUCCACAGCUACAUAAAUGUAUUUCUGGGUAUAUGGUACAGUGAACUAGCAUCACACUUAGAUGAUAGGAAUAAAGUACAUUUCUUGUGAACUUUGUUGCACAACUAACCUGAUGGAGUAGGUUGCUGUUGCACAGGGGAGGGGAUCUCUUCUCACUACAUCCUCACAGGUCUGUGGGGCUCCCCCAUCUUCCUGCUGGCUGUCUGCAGGCCCUGCAGUUAAACCAGCCACACACAACUGUUUGGAUAAUGUUCUGUGGAGUUAGUGAAUCUGUAUGUUAUGAAAGCAUGAGAAGUGAGAGGAUUGCCUUCUUUCAGGAUUGUGUGCUGUAAGAAGUUACUGCUAACAGCAGUAUGAGGUAAUCUUUGGUGUUCAGUUUGUUACUAAUGUCUGCUGAAGAAAGAUGAUGUUGGAUUCGUUGGACAUUUUAUGCCUAGGAUUUUAAAAUAUUUUCUGCAAGAUUAUUCAAAGCUGUCUGUAAUUAAUCCUGUGACAUCUGUGCCCACUGAUGUAGCCUACUGUCUUGAAGCAGAAACUGCUGCUUUUACCUUUCCUCCAGCUGUUCCACAACACAGUUUAAAUUUGCAAGCUUGGUUCUAGUCCUUCAGAAACUGAGUUUUUGUUAUAGAUUGGAACAGAAAAUGUGGGGCUACCGUUCAUAACCACAAUACAGGACACUGAGAGACUUAAAAGCUGUGACAGCUGGAAAUUGGAGAGUUUACAAAGAUUUUUAAGUCAGGGCGAGGUCCCAGUUGUUAAUUGGGUGUGGUGUGGAUUUGUGUGGAGCCUGAUCUCAAAGCAGCAGGUGUGUGGUCCCUAGCUUUCAGCAUUGUUUAUUGCCAGCACUUGAAAUGCACCAUCUUUUUCUUUCCCUCACUUCAUUCCCUUCACCAUGUGCACUCAUUUUGGUGGCUCUUUAAAUUGCUGGAUCUCAAGCAAGGUGUGAAGUGUAUGGUUUAAUGGAUAUGUGUAACUUAGCACUGAGAGAAUGAUCAUGGACUUCAUUUUUUAUUUCACAUGCUCACCUUUUCUACUAUUUUUGUUAAACACUGUUUUCACUUAAAAGGCACUCUGAUUUUUGAGGAAAGGCUUGAUCUGUGCAGUGUGCUUCAGUUUGUCCAACUAGGCAAACAAAGUUGUAAGUUCAUUAUUGUUGCACUUUCAUUACUCAGUAAAUUCUUUGCAGAUACUGUAAUAUAUUUUAAUAUGCUUUGUAAUCAUUUUUAGAAAGCGGUGAUAAAAAUUGCUGAUUUAAUAAACUAAUAUUGAACUACUGA